This is a messenger RNA of Python bivittatus (Burmese python), 3484 nucleotides long. RefSeq names its product hyaluronidase 2 (gene HYAL2). Gene Ontology annotation, cellular component: cytoplasmic vesicle. NCBI's taxonomy places the organism in Eukaryota, Metazoa, Chordata, Lepidosauria, Squamata, Pythonidae. The record is from RefSeq and is a predicted model, not a curated record. Gene Ontology annotation, molecular function: hyaluronoglucuronidase activity; hyalurononglucosaminidase activity. Gene Ontology annotation, biological process: carbohydrate metabolic process; hyaluronan catabolic process.
AAGAGGGUGGGUGGUACCGCGCUCAUGGUCCCUUUAAGACCCGACUGGUCUGUGCCCGCGAGGAUAUUGUACUUAAGCUGGCAAGGGGGGUGAUGAGUUAAGUAUCCAGAUCUCCUAGCCCAGUUGGUGAGAUGCCUGCUCGCUCCCGGAAAGCCGCGCCAGUGAACGGAGAAACAACUUCUCCCUGAACUUUUCCCCAGCCCCUCCUCUGGGUCCCGCUUGAAUCUCGUGGGAUGAGGAAUCUGGCUUUAAUCUGCCAUCAUUCUGUUUUUAAGAGACUUGGAGAGGAUGCAGGGAGGCAAUGCACUGGCAGUACUAUGGCUCAUGUUCCUAGCUGUGGCUGGUGCUCCUGGGCAGUAUGAGAAGCCUGCUUUUACCCCCAUCUUCACCCGCAGGCCCUUCAUUGUGGCUUGGAAUGCACCAACCCAGGACUGUGAGCCUCGGUUCAAGGUUCAGUUGGACUUCAGUAUUUUUGAUGUUCAAGCCUCACCUAAUGAGGGCUUUGUGGACCAAAACUUGACCAUUUUUUAUAAAGAACGCUUGGGCCUUUAUCCCUAUUAUGAUGGGAACAAAGUGCCUAUUAAUGGGGGUGUCCCACAAAACAGCAGUUUGCGGGAGCAUCUGGACCGGUUAACAGACGGCAUUAAGAAAUACAUCCGCUCUGAUACAAAGGAGGGACUGGCAGUCAUUGACUGGGAAGAGUGGAGACCCAUCUGGAUCCGAAACUGGCAGACCAAAGACAUUUACCGGAAUGCUUCUCGUAAGCUCGUGCUGGCUCGGCAUCCUAGAUUGCAAGAAGACCAGUUGAAGAAGGUGGCCCAGUAUGAAUUUGAGUCAUCAGCUUGUGAGUUUAUGAGGGAGACUCUGCAACGUGCCAAGAGCUUUCGUCCCCGACAGCUCUGGGGUUACUACCUCUUCCCAGACUGCUAUAACCAUGACUACAGCAAGAACCAGGAUAGUUACACAGGUCACUGUCCUGAUGUAGAGAAGACACGGAAUGAUCAUCUGGCCUGGCUCUGGAAGGAGAGCACUGCUCUUUUUCCUUCCAUUUAUUUGGAGCACGUGUUGGCCAGCACCAUGAAUGGCCGCAAGUUUGUGAGGUCUCGAGUAAAAGAAGCCCUUCGUAUUUCUCAACAACAUCACGAUAACUAUGCUCUACCUGUCUUCGUCUACACCAGGCCCACCUAUAGCCAUACGCAGGAUGUUUUAAGUGAGACAGACCUGAUUUCCACCAUAGGUGAGAGUGCUGCUUUGGGGGCAGCUGGUGCUAUCUUCUGGGGAGAUGCUGAAAACACUGGAAAUAAGGAAACUUGCCAAAUGAUUAAAAAAUACAUAGAAGAACCUCUUGGCCGUUACAUCAUCAAUGUGACAACCGCAGCUGAGCUCUGCAGCCAGACUCUUUGCAGGGGCCAUGGCCGCUGCCGGCGCCAAGAAAGUGAUGCCAAAGUCUUUCUGCAUCUCAACCCAGACAGCUUCCAGAUCUACCGGAAUGAGUCCAGGCAUCCAAAGCCACUUCUGGGGGCCAAAGGGAAGCUCUCUCAGGCGGACAUUUUCUUCCUACAAACCCACUUCCAAUGCCAUUGUUACCAGGGGUGGCGUGGGAGACAGUGCGAGAAGCAGCUGAACCCACCCGGGGGCGGCCCCUCCCUUUCCUACACACUUGGACUCCAGUUGCUGGUGACUGUCUUCCUUCUGGUCUGUUUGCACUAGGCCACCUCUCCAGUGGAAUCUGGGGGUGCAAGGGAAUUCUUGGUGCCUGGAACAGUGGGAGAGGCAGUGCAAUAGGCAAGGGAGAAGAAGGGGCCUCUCCCUCUUAUAUCUCUAUUUAGCAGUAAUGUAGCAGACAUCCUCUUUAAGAGACUGCUCUACCUCUCCCAUCUGCGCCACCGGCCCUUCAUGAGGCAAAAGAGAAAGGACCUUUCUAACCACUGAGAGUGCCUCUGUUCAGAGAGCUGGACAGCUGGAAGAAAGGGUAGUUUUAGAGACUGGCAAAGGCAGGACGCUCCAUGGGGCAUGACCUCCCCUCUGGCUUUUGCCUUGGUCUGCCUGGUGGCUUCUUCACCCUGGGAACCCACAGGAUGCCUUAGGUCAGCCACCCACAAGAGGGGGUCAGACAAGGGACCUGGGGCCGGGGCUACAGGGUCUGAAUGCCUGCAUCCAGUCCUUCAUCGAUACUCUGAUUGAGGACUGGGAAGGGGGUGCUUGGCUCUUCUGUUUUAGGGAGGGAUGGGGCACAGCCACAAGCAAUGGGACCUUGAAGCACAGGCGUGGGAGGUUUCAUGGAGCUGCUGUAAUAAGGAAAAUUGCUGCUGUUACCUGUCUCUUUAGGUAGGUGGUAGAGAAGGAGGUGAAUCCGGGGGAUUACGUGGGAGGGUAGCUGGGAAAUCACUCUUUGCUGACUGGUGGGGUGGGCAAUGCAUUUUUUUAAUGGCCAGAUAAGGCCAUUCAUGGGAAAAACAUGCCUGGUCCACCUGUGGCCACUGCCAACUUGGAAGCCUGCAUCUUUUACAAGAAAACCAAAAAGUUUUACCUCAGAAUUAAAGAGACACAGAGAAAAUCAUGUGUGUUUUGUACUGUGUGAAGAAAUCUUGCCACUUGCCCUGGCACUCUUCCUCCCUUUUACUCUCUGCCAAGAAUAAGACUCCAGCUGGAAGCAGCCUCCCGUUUGCAAUCAUGGUUUUGGCCUGUUUUCUGCACGACUUCCCCAGGGCAAGACUUCUUGUCUUUGUCACAGAACAUGGUCCCUCGAUGGUGCUGAUUUCAAGAUAGGGAGAACACCAACCGGCCCGGGCUUCAGACAGAAGGCCCUUGUCUCUGCUGUGACCAGAGGGACGAAGAUCAAGUAUGACCUCUGCCUCUCUCUUGGUCAGGGAGUGAGAAGGGGGCCUCACCUGCCUCCUUCUGGAGCAGCACUGAGCUAGCGAUCCCCUUGCCCAGUUGUUCCUGCUCCUUGUCAUGGAGUCAGUUUACUACCCUCUUUAGCAAGGCUAGGCUGCUCUCAUGGGCCUGUGCGUCUCAUGCAGGAAAAACAGGAGAGGGAACUUUCCUUUCUUUCAACCUCAAGCCCAACAUACUUCUUCCUGGUGAAGAACAGCUGGCAUUUUGCUGUUAUUAUCUUUUAGGUAGGCCCCAAAGUUUAGCAGAACGGGCCCGGCCAUUUGGCAAAAUACAGACACUCCCUCAACAUCCCAUAAGGAGGAACAAACCAAGACCUAGUGGGGGAUUUUUUCAGAAUAAAGAAUACGUGGAGACACUACAUAACUUGCCUUCUGCUCGAAGGUAGCCUGCUAUUCUCCAAGGCAGCACUGAAGUCCUAAACUAUCCCAAAAGUAAAAUACGUAUUUGUGCAGGUCUCCUUCCAUUUCUUGUUACUCUUUAAAUAAUUCAAUUAUACAAAGUAAAAAAAUGCAGAUUCAUAUAACAUUCAGCAAUCAACCACAAAAAUAAUAAGCACAGUAAUAAAAAUUGUCCGUUUUUAAACGUU